AUGACGAAAGAAAAUUCGGUAACUUCUUCCGCUAAAUGGCUCUGGAAGACAAAUAAGAACGAUCUGUGGUACUUUCCCGAAGAAGGUGUAAUAGAAAGUGAUAACUGGACUCCUUAUUCUGACAAUGAAGCAGCACAAAUUGAAGCAAGUUAUCAAAAGAAGGAAAAAGCCGCCAUUUUCAACGAUUAUCGUAUUGACUUGAGUCUUUUCAUGCAUAUCUCGAAUUGGAACGAUAAAAGGGAACGUCUGGUGAAACGGACUUCAUUUGAAACAGAACCACAAGCAAAUCCAGGAACUCAGCAACCAAAUCAACGACUCCAAUCUAUUCCUCUGCUCCCUUUGAAAUCUUUCGGUCGGUGGCGCGACAACUAUAUUGAUUGUAUCUUAAACGAUGUUUGGAACUAUUUUCAUGUAAACUCUUCGGCAUUACAAGAGCUGAAUACUCUCCGACGAAUGGUUGUAGCAGCAGCUAAAGGUCUCGAGAUUGAAGGAGAUCGACAGGGUAAAGAGGCGGCGGACGAAUUACUCAGCGUAAAAGAUGGUACUCUCGAACAAGUGACAGUCAAAUGUGCUGCUUUGUACACACGAGCUACUUUUCUCUCUGGUAAACUGAACGAAUUCAUGAGAUUUGAUGGUGAGAAAGAAAAGCCAAAAUUUGUAAAGGAAAAAAUGAAAACUCUCGGUCCAUUUGCUCUUCUUCUCAGUGAAUUUCCCGAAAAUGGAUCUGAAACAAAAAUAACGGUUUACCGUUCGCUGUGUAUAAACGAAGAUAUGAUAGAACAAUAUCGAGAAUCAGAACAAGGUCGCGACGACUUUGUUUUUCCUGCAUUCACGUCAACCAGUCGCAAUCUAUCUAUAGCAAAGCUUUUUGGUGACAGAAUAAUUUUAGAGAUCGAUAUCAUCCCUCGAUACGAUGCAAUAGAUAUAUCUCCUUAUUCAAAUUUUCCUGAGGAAGAAAUGCUUUUAAGGCCUUACUUUACUUUUCGUAUACAAUCUUGCAUGUAUGAUAAUGUCUCAAAGAAAUGGAUCAUUCACCUUCAAUCUAUCAGUAUCGACGAUGAACUUUGA
Adineta ricciae is the source of this 1068-nucleotide messenger RNA. The record is from the annotation of a GenBank genome assembly. Lineage: Eukaryota; Metazoa; Rotifera; Eurotatoria; Adinetida; Adinetidae.